Molecule: messenger RNA, 1794 nt
Organism: Brassicogethes aeneus
Lineage: Eukaryota; Metazoa; Arthropoda; Insecta; Coleoptera; Nitidulidae
Source: the annotation of a GenBank genome assembly
AUGAAUUAUUCAAAACGUCACUUGAAUAGGCUAGUGGCUUCAGAAGUAAGGUUAAUUCAAGAAGAACUUCAAGAUUUUCAGAAUGAAUCAAGUGAUAUCAACGAAAUAAAUACAGAUUCCAUAGUGGGUGAGAUAACAACCAGUUCAACUGAAGUCCACACAGUAAAUACAAACGAAGAAUUACCUCCCAUUUUGUUUAAAGAUAAAAUUGCUCAAUGGGCAAUUGAGUGUAAUAUAGCACAUCUCCAUCUUGAUAAGUUAUUGUGCAUACUAAGGGAAGAACAUUUAGAAGUGCCAAAAUCUAGCAAGACAUUACUUCAUACUCCAGGACCUUGUAAAAUUGUUUCAGUGUCACCAGGAAAUUAUUGUCACAUUGGCUUAGAGAAGGGCAUUAGGUAUGUGUUGGAUUCCUGCAAAAAUCCUCCAAAUUUAAUAAAAAUAGACCUGAACUUUGAUGGGGUGGCUCCAACGAACACAACAACAUUUUGGCCAAUACUGGCCUUGGUUAAACAAUAUUCAGAACCAUUUUUAGUUGGUUUAUAUCAUGGGAACAAGAAACCAGAAGACCUUGCUUUAUACGUAAAACAGCUGUUGGAGGAAAUUAAACGUUUACAAAGAGAUGGUAUGGAUAUUCAUGGAAAUAAGAUUGAUAUUGUUUUAAACAAUGUAAUAUGUGAUGCACCAGCAAAGGCUUACAUUCUAAAUGUUAAAGGACAUAAUUCAUCAACGGGAUGUAAUAAAUGUGUUACAGAAGGUACAUUUAUAAAUGCAAUGAGUUUUCCCAUUUUGGAUAGCUCAUUACGAACUGAUAGAUCCUUUAGAGAAAGGCACAAUCCGGAAUACCACAAAGGACCUUCCCCAUUGGAAGAAAUUUUAAAUUUUGAUAUGAUCAAAAAUUUUCCUCUUGAUUACAUGCAUUUGGUGCUUUUAGGUGUUGCAAAAAAAAUUUUAAACACUUUAUGGAAUGGAAGAAUGGGAUUAAGACUGGUUGACACAGUAAAACAGGAAAUUAAUUUAAGGAUUGAAAAACUGAAUAUUUCACAUAGAUUAUUUGCCAGAAAACAGAGAUCCAUCAGCUUAAUAAGUGACUGGAAGGCAACUGAGUUUAGACAAUUUUUACUUUAUACAGGCCCUGCAUUAUUGUACAAGUUAUUGGAAAAUGAGCAGUAUAUUCAUUUUUUGUUUCUUCAUGUGGCCAUACGCAUUUUGUGUAAUAAGGAAAUGUGUCAAAAUCCUUUACACAAUAAUGUUGCAAAAAAAUUGAUUUUAAAAUUUGUAAGAAAUUUUGAAAAUUUUUAUGGAGAAGGUACUAUUUCCUAUAAUGUACACAAUCUUAUACAUAUUUCAGAUGAUGUUAUGCAACAUGGUUCACUGGACGAAUUUAGUGCAUUUCCUUAUGAAAAUUUUAUGUUGAACAUUAAACAAAUGACACAAACUUCUAAUUUGCAACUUCAGCAAAUUAUCAAAAGAACCCUGGAACAAAGAGGUUUUGUUACCUAUAAAAAAAAAAGUAAUAUUGAAAAAUAUUCAUCUGGAGAUGUUGUAUUUUUAAAAAACGAUUCCAUAUUUUUUAUUGAGACUAUUUCAGAAUCAGCAGCCUCAGGAAAGUUAUUUGAAAAUACAACUUUUUUUUAUAAUAAACCCCUUGAUUCCAGGGUUGUUGGAGUUUUUAGGAUUGAUAAAAGUAGUUUUAAAAAAUAUACAGUUACCCUAAGUAAAAUUUUAUGUAGAGGAGUGUUUAUUGAAAGUAUAAACAAAGAAGAUGUUGUUGUAAAAUUUUUACAUGGUCAAUAA